Molecule: messenger RNA, 1991 nt
Organism: Ostrea edulis (European flat oyster)
Lineage: Eukaryota; Metazoa; Mollusca; Bivalvia; Ostreida; Ostreidae
Product: heat shock 70 kDa protein 12A-like
Exons: 4
Coding region: 75-1898 (607 amino acids)
Molecular function (GO): ATP binding; ATP-dependent protein folding chaperone
Source: RefSeq, a predicted model, not a curated record
ACACUGUAAAUGAAACGAAAGUACAUGAACCUAUUCUCGCGUCAUUAUGCGGUACAUGAACUGGUAAAGUUAAAAUGUCAGAAGAAAGAAAAUCUUCAUCGUCCCGACUUUUGGUGGCAGCUAUAGAUUUUGGAACCACAUAUUCGGGCUAUGCCUACUCUUUCAAAUCAAACUGGGCAAAAGUGUUAAUGAAUAAGUGGGAAGGCGGUCAGUUAGCCUCGUACAAAGCGCCAACAGCUUUACUUCUCAACCCGGACAAAACUCUCAAUUCCUUUGGGUAUGAAGCGGAGAAAACCUACUCAGACAUUGCAACUGACAAAGAUGAAGAGGGAAGAACUUGCAAGGAGUAUUAUUACUUUUAUCGAUUCAAAAUGAUUUUGAAAACAACUAUGACCCAGAGAGUUCACCGAAAAUCAAUGUGCAAAGAUGAGAACGAGCGGGAAAUGGAAGCUAUGCCGAUUUUCACUCACUGUAUCAAAUAUCUCAAGGACCACCUUUUGGGUGUGUUGUCUAACAGCACACUGGGGGGAAAAGUGGAAGUAAAAGAUAUUGACUUUGUUUUAACAGUACCAGCGAUAUGGGACGACACAGCAAAAAUGUUCAUGAGGGAAGCCGCUGUAAAAGCUGGAAUACCUGAUCAUCAACUUCAAAUUGCAUUGGAACCGGAAGCAGCAUCCAUUUAUUGCCAAUUGAUGCAUUUUGAUGCCGCCAAAACCGAGAAAGCACUUGGCAACUGGACAAGGGGGCCAGGCAUUAAAUAUAUGGUUAUUGAUAUUGGAGGUGGAACUGCAGACAUUACUGUGCAUCAACUACAAGACAAUGGAACAUUAGCAGAGUUGGUACCAGCAAGUGGUGGAAAAUGGGGCGGGACACGUGUGGAUGAUGCCUACAGGAAUUUCUUAAAGGAUAUCUUUGGCGAUGGAGUGUUAAAGACUUUCAAAGAUGAUUUAGAUUACAUAGUAGACUAUGUAGAAUUCUGGCAAGGGUUUGAAGUCAAGAAAAGAGAGCAAAUAACGGCAAAGGAAACAGACAAGGUGCACCUCAGAAUACCCCUGGCUUUGACUGAAAUAGUUAAAGAGAAAACGGAAUUGACAGGUGUAGCAGAUACAAUAAUGAAUGCAUUGAUAAAAAAAUCGAAACACAAUAGUAAUGGUAUAUAUAGUUCAGGAGGAAAACUUGUGCUUCCCAUUGAUUUCUACAAGAAUUUAUUUAAUCCACCAAUUGAGGAACUCGUUAUGCAUUUAUCCAAAAUGUUUAAGAACGAUCUGGAGUCGGACGUUGACGUCAUUUUGAUGGUUGGUGGUUUCUCCGAGUGCGAUUUAGUGAUAAACAAACUCGAGCGACAUUUUGGAAAUAAGCGGUUGGUGGUUCCGUACGAAGCAGGACUUGCUGUUUUGAAAGGAGCUGUCUUUUUCGGUCACCACAAAGAUCUGAUUUCGCGCCGAGUCGCUAGAUAUACCUAUGGAAUUCAAACAUGGCCAAAAUUCGACAAAUCAAUUCAUUCACCUCAGAAGAAACAGUUGAUAAAUAGAGAAGAAAGAUGUAAGGAUGUAUUUUUAAAAUUCGUCUCUAUAGGAGAGCCAAUAGAACCCGGGUUUAAGAAAUCCUUCUUUUUCCGGACGCUCAGACAGGGGGACAAAUUGCUGGAGUGCGGCGUCUUUAUCACAAACCAGAAGGACCCGAAAUACGUGGACGAUAAGGAGUGUGUCAAAAUUGGUACUUUGACAGUACCAUUAAUGAAUUCCGAACUAUGGGCAAAUACAGAAAUCGAAGAAUCCAUUAUUUUCGGAGAGACAGAAAUAAGAGUUACUGCAUACAACACUAACACUGGGCAAAAACAUGAAGUCACUUUUGAUCUUCUCUCACCAAAUUUGAAUAUGCCAAACAGCAGUAGUUAAUUAAGCUUCAUUUGAAAUAACCUUUCAGAGAUUAUACCAAUUUGUUUUGUUUUAAAUUCGUUAUUUUUCAUUCAUUAAACGUACGUAUUAUCA